Molecule: messenger RNA, 1362 nt
Organism: Fonsecaea erecta
Lineage: Eukaryota; Fungi; Ascomycota; Eurotiomycetes; Chaetothyriales; Herpotrichiellaceae
Exons: 2
Coding region: 1-1362 (453 amino acids)
Cellular component (GO): cytoplasm
Molecular function (GO): identical protein binding; L-ornithine transaminase activity; pyridoxal phosphate binding
Source: RefSeq, a predicted model, not a curated record
AUGGGCGAGUACAGCGAAAGCAGAGGCGGAGAUGCGGUAGCGACCUCAACAGAGCGGCAGCCAUUGGAGCUUUCUCCCAAGACGUUGGCAUUAUUGCAGCAGGAGCGUCAAUAUGUAGCCGGGGGUUUCGAACCUGUACCAGUUUUCUUCUCACGGGCGCAGGGGUCGAAGCUAUGGGAUGUUGACGGCAAAGAGUACAUCGAUUUCAUUGCCAUGUUCAGCGCAGUGAACCAAGGACAUGGCCACCCCUAUAUUGCCGAGAAGGUCCGAAAGCAAAUGGAAGAGAGUGUGUUGAUCAACAUCGCCGGACACAAUGCCCUGUAUCCCCCCUUCGCCGAGAUGAUGUGCAAGAGAUUUGGAUACGACAAGAUUCUGUGCGCGACCUCGGGAACUGAAGCAGCAGACACGGCUUGCAAGAUUGCUCGUAAAUGGGGAAUCCAGCGCAAGGGUAUCCAGCCAGAGCAGUGCAAGAUAUUGGGAGUUGGUUCUUCAUAUCAUGGGCUCGGGUCAGGAGUAUGGGGGUUGAUGGAUCCCUCGCAAAAGCGAACCGAGUAUGGCUUAGACAGCCAACUGGUUCUCAAUAUCAACCCGUCGACGGGUGCACCGUUGAAGUACCUCGAUCUCGAAGCCAUGCGCACUUGCUUGCAGGAACACCACGAGACAGUGGCAGCAGUCAUCAUGGAAUGUCUGCACGGGACUGCGAGGACUCCAGAGGAGGAAUUUGCCUAUGCGAGGGGCGUCUAUGAUCUCUGCCGUCAGUACAACGUCCUCUUCAUCGCUGACGAGGUCCGGCAAGGUGCUGGAAAGACCGGAAAGUUUCUAUCCUUCUACCAUCUCGGCGAGGACAUGAAACCGGAUAUAAUCACUAUGGGCAAAUCCAUUACCGGAGGAUUUUAUCCACAGUCUUUCGUCCUAGGAAACGCGAAAGUGAUGUCACUGGUCGGGACGUUCGAGAUUGCGUCAACUUAUGGUUUCACGCCAUUGGCUAUUGCUGCAACCAGGGCCGCUAUCGAGGUCAUCGACAAUGAGAAUCUGAUGUCUAAGGCGGUAGAGUUGGGCAGGAAAUGGAAGGCAAUUGUUGAUGGCUGGAAACAUCCCAAGAUUGACUAUGUCUUCAGUCUGGGGGCUGACUCGAACUUGUUUCUGAACAAUCUUUCGGGUCUCCGUGUGGCUGCUCUGUGCAUGCACAAAGGUCUUUUCGUUCAUCCACGUCCAAAUGGAUUAAGGAUUAGUUUUGCAAUGACCAUGACAGAUGCAGAGUUGGAGAAGGGUGCAGAGAUUCUCAAAGCCGCUCUCGACGAGAUUGAUCAUGUUGCAGAUAUCCCGGGAGAAAGGUUUAAUUUCCUGGGGAUCCAAACCUGA